Messenger RNA from Aplosporella prunicola CBS 121167, 543 nucleotides. RefSeq lists its product as uncharacterized. The record is from RefSeq and is a predicted model, not a curated record. Gene Ontology annotation, molecular function: diaminohydroxyphosphoribosylaminopyrimidine deaminase activity. The transcript has a single exon. NCBI's taxonomy places the organism in Eukaryota, Fungi, Ascomycota, Dothideomycetes, Botryosphaeriales, Aplosporellaceae. The coding region runs from base 1 to 543 and encodes 180 amino acids.
AUGCCGCCCGCGAACCCCAUCACGCCGUCCUCAACCCUCGACCACGAAUCAUACAUGCGGCUCGCGAUCAGCGAAGCUCGUAAAUCGCCCCCACAGCCGACCAACUUCUGCGUCGGCGCCGUGCUCGUCAACGAGCGCACGGGGGACAUUCUAGCAACAGGCUACACACUCGAACUCCCCGGCAACACGCACGCGGAGCAAUGCGCGCUGCAGAAAUACGCCGAGGCACACGAGCUGCCCGAGGAGCGUGUGGGCGAGGUCCUGCCGCCGCAGUGCGCCGUCUACACGACCAUGGAGCCGUGCGCGCAGCGGCUGAGUGGGAAUCUGCCCUGCGUGGACCGCUUGCUGCGCGCGCGGAGGGAGCAGGAUGGCAAGGCGGUGGGCGUGGUCAAGGUUUUCUCGGGCGUUAGGGAGCCCGAGACUUUUGUGGGUGAGAAUGUGGGACGCAAGCGGUUGGGCGAUGGCGGGGUCGAGUGUAUUCUGGUGAGUGGGUUUGAGGAGGAGAUUUUGGGCGUGGCGACGGCGGGGCAUGUUAAGGAGUGA